CAAGAGUUCCAACAAUCUGACACAGGCGCAUUUCCUCUUAUUACCCAAUUUAAUACAUCUUACACCGUGCUUUAUACUAUACUCUAGGCCACAAUGUUGACUGGAAAGAAAUGCCUUACAAUGUCUGACAUGUGGCAAGAAGUCACUGCCUAUUUCCAAAAUGGUCCUUCAUCUUCUAAUCCUCUCCGGUUUCGCACCCACCUGUGUCUUUUGCAACCGCCGGCCUCCCGAAAUGGCAACCUUGAUUAUGGAUUUGAGGUUGAUGAAGAGGCCAUGACUAUUUUCUCUUGCAUGGGUGGCACAUCUCGGCCCCCAUGUACCUGCAAAGAUCUCGAUGAACUCGUUGAGGAUAUGGAAAACUUCAUGUCAUCCUGUGCAACACCCCAUCCGGAUGACUAUACAAUCCAUACAGAGAAGAGUGAUACUUCCAUUGAAGAAGUCGCCCUGUACACAAUGCGAGAUACACUUCAGUGGUGGGUAACGUGGCAGGGGUCCAUCGGGUCGCACUUUUGGAAACAUUUAUAUGUCGCUAUAAUCACCAUUUGUGACGAUGUCGCUAUUCCUCCUCAGGACUUGGCCAAUGGCACUUUUCGAUUCCUAGGUUACACUCUGGAAGACAUAUUAGAUGGUCUUCACUCCGAGGGUGUUCAUCCAGAUGACAUCAGAGAGCUAAAGAUGCUCACAUGGCGCCAAUUCAUCUGUCAAUACUUGGAGAAAGUACAUCCUCGAAUCCGAGCCCGACUUCUCUCUCAAACCACCAUGAUGACCCAAUUUCGCGUCAUGACUGGCAAUCCACAGGGCGCUGCGCUCACCAUCCUGGCGUCCCGAGCAACAGGCCCAUUUUCGGCUGCGUACGAUGCGGUUGAACUUGCCGGCAUUGGCGUUUGUUUGUCCCUUGACAUAGGAAAGGAGGCUCGGGGGGUUCUUCAAGGGGAGGAGACUGAGACGGUUGCGGGCAAAAAUCGGGAUCUGCUCAAGAGCGAGCUACGUUGGAUAUACGCUCGAUCCAUAGAGCUCCUUGAUGUUCAGCCUUUGGCUUCUUUGGUCCGUCGAUUUGCGACGUCUGGUUUCUCCUAUGUUCUCGUGAUGGACCGCUACCUCGAAUGGACGAGAAACACCCGGAUUCCCAUGACGCCGGGUUUGCGCCAUAUGAUCGACUCUUAUCGAGGUCUCCAAAGCAAUCACAUUCCGAUUUCUGUGGAUGAACCUGCCCAAGGUUGGCAUCCAAUGAAUGAAUGCAUUACGACUAAGGGAGACCCGGUUUGAAUGUUUGCGCUAUGUAAUGUGGGGCUUGGUAUUGAUAUUGAUGCGGGUAGAUUGAGGUGAUUGGAUUGAUGAAAGGACUGAAGUAGAAAGCAAUGGAGUUAGUAUAGCUA
This is a messenger RNA of Aspergillus wentii DTO 134E9, 1376 nucleotides long. RefSeq lists its product as uncharacterized. The coding region runs from base 94 to 1266 and encodes 390 amino acids. Lineage: Eukaryota; Fungi; Ascomycota; Eurotiomycetes; Eurotiales; Aspergillaceae. The record is from RefSeq and is a predicted model, not a curated record. The transcript has a single exon.